AUGGAGGUGACCCUUUCGGAUACCGUCGGCCUGCCCCAGGGCACCAUGCUCUCCAUUCGUGUUGGCUCCACUCGCAGGCAGGCGGUUGUGGACUCGAAGUUCAAGCUUGUUUUCCCCAAGGGCUGCAAGCAUGGCGAAGAUGUCAAGGUGGACGCCCUGCAGCAGAUUGGAAGCAACAUGCUGAAGUACAAUGAGGGCGUGGGGCGUUACGAAGUUGACUUGGACGACUUCGGCUCGAAGGUCUCGCUGACCAUGCGAGAAGUCAUCCAGCCGGCAACGGAGCAGGAAGUCGCCGCCAUGGCGCCUGUCGCGCCUGAGGCCGGCAAGGACGACAGCUCGGUCAGCCACCGCCACCGGGUGGCAGUGUCAGCUCGAAAGUACCUGGACGAACACAAGCUCCUGACCUGGGCCCACAAGUUGUUUCAGGACCUGAUCCAUGACCAGCCAACGGACCCGUGGGCCUACAUUGACAAGCGCACGGCGGAGGCCAAGGGCGAGGAAGAGGCUGCGAACAGGGCAAAGGCGGAGGCCAAGCAGUUGGAAGCGGCCGAGUUGGAGGACAUCCGCGCGCGGACUGCGACUCAGCUCCAGCAGGCAGCUGAGGACGGCACCCUCCAAGAAGCGCUGAGCCACUCCCAGGAGGCUCCUGAGCUCCCCCCCAUGUCGAAAGAGCUGGAUGACAUCACAGAUUCCAAGGAACUGAGGACGGAAGAGGAGGAUCUGGACAACAUCCGUCUCAAGGCCCAAGCUGCCCUGAUGCGUGCCGCCGAGGACGGAUCUCUGGAAGUCGCCCUUGGGGGCAAGGCCAAGCCGGAAGCCUCCGUGGAAGAGCUCCGAUUGCAAGCUGCGCAGAUGCUGCUGAGUGCCGCUGAGGACGGCACCUUGGAGAGGGCCCUCAUCGAUGCGUCCCAGGAUACCACGGCUGAGGAGAUCGAUGCGCUGCGACAGGAGGCAGCCAUUACGCUUCUCAGGGCUGCAGAGGAUGGCACGCUCGAGUCCGUCCUCACCAAGAAUCAGAAAGCCCCCAAGGAUGACCUUGAGUUCCUGCGCCAGGAGGCAGCUCAGACCCUGUUGGCAGCUGCCCAGGAUGGCCGCCUGGAAGACGUUUUGACCAAGAAGGGCCAGGAGACCAACAUCGAGGCAAUCCGCCAGGAGGCAGCAAAGGCUCUCUGCAAGGCCAUGGAGGAAGGCAGCUUAGAAGCUGCGCUGGCCCAGGCCAAGUCCCAGAAGGAAGUUGACGUCACCUCACUGAAGCAGGAAGCAGCUACAGCCCUUCUCCACGCUGCCAAGGACGGAAGCCUCGAGAAGGCUUUUGCCGAGGUGAAGUCGGAGCCGCAGGACCUUGAGGCUCUUCGUGCCACUGCCGCGGAGACCUUGCUGAAGGCUGCGACUGACGGCCGAUUGGAGGAGGCACUCUGCGGCACCACGUCUGGCAAAAAGGACCUGGAGGCGAUUCGUGCCACUGCCGCGGAGACCUUGCUGAAGGCUGCCAGUGACGGCAGGCUGGAGAAGGCACUGUCCAGUACGAUGUCUGUCGACAAGGACCUUGAGGCACUUCGUGCCACUGCCGCGGAGACCUUGCUGAAGGCUGCGACUGACGGCCGAUUGGAGGAGGCACUCUGCGGCAGCAAGUCUGAUGACAAGGAUCUGGAGGCCAUUCGUGCCACUGCCAGAGAGGCCCUGCUGAAGGCUGCGAGUGAUGGCAGGCUGGAAGAGGCGCUCGGUGGCGCCAAGUCCGGGGACAAGGAUCUAGAGGCGAUUCGUCGUGCUGCUGCGGACACCUUGCUGAAGGCUGCAAAUGACGGCAGAUUGGAGGAGGCACUGUCCAGCACCAAGUCUGGCGACAAGGACAUCGAGGCCAUACGCCAGGCCGCAGCCCGGUCAUUGCUGAGGGCCGCCGAGGAUGGCACGCUGGAAUCCGCCCUGCUUGCCGUCAAGCCCUCGAAGGAGGCCGACGUCGAUGAGAUCCGCCGCAAGGUGUUUCCUGAGGAGUGA
Molecule: messenger RNA, 1995 nt
Organism: Symbiodinium natans
Lineage: Eukaryota; Dinophyceae; Suessiales; Symbiodiniaceae
Source: the annotation of a GenBank genome assembly